AUGGGUCCCUGUACGGGUGCCUCCCAUUGCUGCUGUCUCCAUCGCCACACUCAGCCAUGUGCCACUUUCAGGUCUCCUCACACUGCUGGUGGUUUCCAUUUUUGUCAUAGGGUGCUGUAUGGCCUCCCAUUGCUGCUGCCUCCACCGCCAACACACUGUGGCUACACACUCUGGUUUUGGCCCCGUGACUGCCCAAAUGAAGUGAAGUGUGCGGUUGAUUUCUAAGAUCGACGGCACUCAUCUGCAUGUGAUACUGACUGACAGUAUGUAUUUCUCUGUUCAACAGCAGACUCCAAGGCAUUUAAAUUAAAUGGGUACAGUGUUCCUGCACUAAUAUUA
Staurois parvus is the source of this 339-nucleotide messenger RNA. Lineage: Eukaryota; Metazoa; Chordata; Amphibia; Anura; Ranidae. The record is from the annotation of a GenBank genome assembly.